Molecule: messenger RNA, 1223 nt
Organism: Saimiri boliviensis boliviensis (Bolivian squirrel monkey)
Lineage: Eukaryota; Metazoa; Chordata; Mammalia; Primates; Cebidae
Gene: RAMAC
Product: RNA guanine-7 methyltransferase activating subunit
Biological process (GO): RNA 5'-cap (guanine-N7)-methylation
Cellular component (GO): mRNA capping enzyme complex
Molecular function (GO): RNA binding
Source: RefSeq, a predicted model, not a curated record
GCGGAAGUCGGGCGGUUGUCGGAUUCUAGCGGAAGGGCCUCCGUUACGUUGGAGGGCUGGAGUGGUCUGGAGUUCCGCGGCGUAGCUGGCUAGAGACCACCUCUCCUGUGGCCUCCAGUGCCUCGCGGGCGGGGUUCAGCCCAAGCUGGAUAGAGACAGCCCUUCGCGGAUUUAAACAACCUAAACAUUAAGCAGUACAGCUGCCUCAAAUCUCUGGGAAUUUCAGAAUGACUGACACUGCCGGAGCUGCUCCAAACUUUGAAGAGAUGUUUUCUAGUAGAUUCACAGAAGAUGACAAGGAAUAUCAGGAAUACCUAAAACGCCCUCCUGAGUCUCCUCCAAUUGUUGAGGAAUGGAAUAGCAGAGCUGGUGGGAACCAAAGAAACAGAGGCAGCCGAUUGCAAGAUAACAGACAGUUCAGAGGCAGGGACGGCAGAUGGGGGUGGCCAAGUGACAAUCGAUCCAAUCAGUGGCAUGGCCGAUCCUGGGGUAACAAUUACCCGCAACACAGACAAGAACCUUACUAUCCCCACCAAUACGGACAUUAUGGUUACAACCAGCGGCCUCCUUACGGUUACUACUGAUAAAAAUGUUGGCAGCUUUUAGUAAAAGCAUUUACUCUGUUGCCAUGACAAAAGUUUGGGUGACUUCUGUUGGUCAUAGUUAUACAUCUGAUUUUAGAGAACGCAUUAUUUUUUGGAAGUUAAGACUUAAAAAAAAAAAUAGAUCUUACUUGCGAGAUGUGAUGGUUGCUGGUAAUACCUGAAAUUGUGGAUUAUAUUGCUUGACUUCUACCUCAGAGUCUUCCUUGUUUGACGACGUAAUAGUGCUUUGAGUUUGUUAUAUUUUCUUAUUUGACCUCUAGGAGACCUUUGUUUUACACAGAAAUAAAAAUUUUAAAAUAGAAAAUGCUUGCUUUUACUUUGUAAGGUAAGAGAGUAUCCAUAUACUUAGAUUUGCUCGUUUCUAAAAUUCUAGAAUUUAAUACAAAAUCAGCUCAUGAAUGCACAGCUAUGCUUCUUGUGAAAGACUGUACAUAUGUACAUAACAUCAGCAGUUGAAAGAUAAAACAAUUGCUUUUUUUUUUUUUUUUUUUUUUUUGCUUUUGUUACGUGACUGUGGUACUUUGUGAUUCCUUACUCUAUAGAUAAUGAGUCAGCUCCACAUUUAUUUGGGAGUCUUUAGAGGGGAAUCAGUAAUAAAGCUGUAAAAUAAGGAAGGAA